Ectocarpus sp. CCAP 1310/34 is the source of this 465-nucleotide messenger RNA. The record is from the annotation of a GenBank genome assembly. NCBI's taxonomy places the organism in Eukaryota, Phaeophyceae, Ectocarpales, Ectocarpaceae.
AUGCAAGUAGCAUCUGAAGGCUACCGCAUCGAGGUUCUACGUUGUGACAAAGGCGGAGAGAACACUGGGGAAGAAAUGCGCAACUACUGUAGGGAGUCUGCGAUCAAGCUGGAAUUCGCCGCGACCAACACGCCCCAAGAAAUCGGAGUGUCAGAAAGGGAUGGCCAGACACUUGCGGCUGUGACUCGAGCUCUACUGCGCGAUGGAGACUUCCCAAAACACAUGUGGGGGGACCUUUCUCGACUUCGUGCCAUCGGCGCCCGCGCGUUCGUUCAUCUCGAGCGAUACAAGAAGCUAGACGACCGGGCCUUUGAAGGCGAGCUCUGCGGUUACGGACCUGACAGCAAGACGUACCGGAUCUACGUGGAGGGCAAAGACAAGGUCUACGAGAGCCGGAACGUGACUUUCAUCGAGACUCCACCCAACACCAUCCCCCCUCACCGGUGGGACGACCGUCUCGGAUAA